This is a messenger RNA of Microtus ochrogaster (prairie vole), 2743 nucleotides long. RefSeq names its product acrosin (gene Acr). NCBI's taxonomy places the organism in Eukaryota, Metazoa, Chordata, Mammalia, Rodentia, Cricetidae. Gene Ontology annotation, cellular component: acrosomal vesicle. Gene Ontology annotation, molecular function: serine-type endopeptidase activity. Gene Ontology annotation, biological process: acrosome reaction; proteolysis. The record is from RefSeq and is a predicted model, not a curated record.
ACAGAUGAAUCCCAAUUGUCAGAUAGAGACUGGAUGUCCCGAUGCCCUGUGAUACUCAGGGUAAGUAAGGCCUCCUGGUAGUCAAGUAGAAGACAGGGAAUUUUGUGACCCUUAGGCAGUGAGGAUGAGAUCUUGAGACAGUCAGACAUGAAGCUGAGGUGAGGACUUUGGACAGAGGAGAGAAGACUGAGAUAUUCUUGGAGAGGAGGGAAAAGCAAUAUGACAUUUGGGUAAGAGAUGCAACUGGACUCAGGUACGGAGAGGAGACUUCUCGGUAAGGGACACGAAUACUUCCAAAACUUCACUAUGGAAGUUGAGAAUACUUAAGGUACAGUCUUUCAGUAUUCAGGUAGAGGAUGUAAGAUUUCCUGAUUCUGGUAGAGAACGUGUGACAAGGUACCGCUCAGACGGAAGAAAUGAGACCUCGGGCCCUGAUGUGGAAAAGAGGAGUUGCUUUCACAGGGGGAGAAGUCAGAGCUUUCUGAUGCUCAGGUAAGAUAUUCAAGACCUUGUUGGCCACUUUACGGAGAUGUGACCUCCUAAAAGUCACAUAAGGAAGUAUGACAUUUAGUUAGAGAAGACAUAUGGAGAAAUCAAGAUCAUCCUAUAGUCCAAGAACUCAACACACGGGGGUGGGGAGAUAAAAAAGGCUUGGUGGGUAGGAGAGGUGGCAUCUUAGAGGAGAUGUAACUGGUCCAUCUUAUGGUGGGCUGGUAGGGACUUAAACUCAGGAGACAAAGCCUUCGGACAUUGUUGCAGGGAAUAUGGAACGUCAGAGUAUGAUGCUCAUGCCAUGCUGUCUUCUGAUGAUAUAUAAAAAAAGAUACUAGAUAUUGCAGAUAACUGUGAUGACAGUUCCUGCUGCUCAAGUCUCGGUGACCAUCACAUGUGGCUGCACAAGGGUCAGAAGAGUCUGGAGAACUCCAGAAAACCCUGUGACACUCAUCAAUGGACAGGAAGUUGGGCUUCGAAGUCACAUGUCAAGCAGAUUCAAAAUGGCUAUUAAAAGUAUCCUGAUGGCGUAUACUCCCACCCCCACCAUGUACCGAGGAUCUGUCAGUCAGUGGAACCUGACUUCUUUUAGCCAUGAACAUACUGUAACACCUCAUUAUAGGAGGGCCAAGCUGUCUGUAGUCCAUGACUCUGUAGUGAUUCCAGCCCCCAGAGGGCCUAUCCUGAGCAUUCACACAGUGCGACUUCAGGAGACUCACCAAGGAUGAACGAAGGAAGGUUGCACGUUUGGCCCUCACCUCCCCAAGAGAGUUUAUGCAGGAAGUUGGGACGCCGCUCCAGCAUGGAUCAGUUAAUCAAGGAGGCCUGCCUGGCCUAACUGCUGAGGUGGGGGUGGGAUAUCAUCUUGCUGAUUGGCCAGAAGGCCGUGGAGCUUUGUGAGGUCACAGCUUGAAGACUGGGUUAGGGCAGGAGUAUGGUAGAGAUGCUGCCAACUGUCAUUGUGCUGGUCUUGGCGGUGUCUGUGGUUGCCAGAGAUAACUCCACGUGUGAUGGCCCCUGUGGGUUACAGUUCAGGCAGCACCCACGGGCAAGUGUCCGGAUUGUCGGAGGGCAGACUGCGCAGCGUGGGGCCUGGCCCUGGAUGGUCAGCCUACAGAUCUUCAUGUCCCAUAACAGCCGCAGGUACCAUGCCUGUGGAGGCAGCCUGCUCAACUCCCACUGGGUGCUUACAGCUGCUCACUGCUUCGACAACAAAAAAAAAGUCUAUGACUGGAGACUGGUUUUUGGAGCCCAGGAAAUUGAAUAUGGAAGAAACAAGCCAGUGAAAGAGCCUCUGCAGGAGAGAUAUGUGCAGAAGAUUAUCAUCCAUGAAAAGUACAACGUCGUGACCGAGGGCAACGACAUUGCUCUCUUGAAGAUCACUCCUCCGGUUGUGUGUGGGAGCUUCAUCGGGCCCGGCUGCCUGCCUCAUUUUAAGGCUGGUCCUCCCAAAAUUCCCCAGACCUGCUACGUGACUGGGUGGGGAUACAUGAAAGAGAAGGCCCCCAGGCCAUCGCCUGUCCUGAUGGAGGCACGUGUGGAUCUCAUUGACCUCGACCUGUGUAACUCAACCCAGUGGUACAAUGGGCGUGUCACAUCAACUAAUGUGUGUGCAGGGUAUCCUGAAGGCAAGAUUGACACCUGCCAGGGGGACAGUGGUGGGCCUCUCAUGUGCAGAGACAACGUCGACAGCCCCUUUGUGGUCAUGGGGAUCACAAGCUGGGGGGUAGGCUGUGCCCGUGCUAAGCGUCCUGGAGUCUACACGGCCACCUGGGACUACCUGGAUUGGAUUGCUUCCAAGAUCGGCCCUAAUGCCUUGCACUUGAUUCAGCCGGCCACCCCUCCCCCGCCGACUACUCGACCACCCGUGGCCUCUUACCACCCUUCUCCUCCUCGCCCUCCUUGGUAUUACCAAAACAUCCCACCUCGACCACCUCGGCCACGACCACCUCGGCCUCUACCACAUGGACCGUCUCCAGGCCAGCCCCAAUCCCCAUUCCCACCCCUACCACCCCCAACCCCACUCCAACCCGUACCCUUUACUUUUGGUUCACAACGCACGAGACGCCGCACAACACUUUCUUUCGCCAAGCGUGUACAGAAUCUCAUAGAGGCCCUGAAGAUGAGGACUUACCCUGUGCACGAUUCCUCAGAGUUCCAUGGAUCAGUGAACAAUGACGACCACCACCACCAUGACAACUCCACAUCUGAGCCUCUUUCCAACAAAUUUGAGCCACUCCUUCAUUCCUGA